CGUCAACAACAUCGCCAUUGUUAGGACAUCAUUCCGGAUUUCAGAUGGAGCAUUUAUAUUUCCAUGACACUCGUUAUUGAUUAAAGACUCUCAAAAUGCCUCGCAGCGGAUUGUCUGCUGGGUCAGCAAUCCCUCACUCCCCUCUGUCCGGGGGGGUGUCUGGGGCUUGGUCGCGUGCGUUCCAGCGCUCAUACUUGCUGAUUGAUUCUGCGGCUCUUGUUUUUAUCGUAGGGGGUUGGAUUCUGAUUCAGCUUUUCGUUAACCCUUUCCAUCGCAUGUUCUCCCUUGACAACAAAGCCAUUCAGUACCCUUUUGCGACUGUAGAACGAGUCUCUGUCCUAUGGUCGAUUAUUUACGCUGGGGUUAUCCCCUUCGCCGUCCUCGUAGCCUGGGCCGCCGUGUUCCGCCCAAAUCCGCAGAAAGUCCAAGUUACGAUUCUUGGAUUCCUUACUGCCCUCAUGCUUACCUCGCUUGUGACGGAUAUUAUCAAGAAUGCAGUUGGAAGACCUCGUCCAGAUCUGAUUUCGCGGUGCAUGCCUCGGAAAGGUACUCCGGAGAGUACGCUUGUGCUGUGGACGGUCUGUACUCAACCAAGUCAGCACAUCCUGCAGGAGGGCUGGAGGAGCUUCCCCAGUGGACAUAGCAGUUUUUCAUUUAGUGGAUUGGGAUAUCUUUCUCUGUUCCUGUCCGGCCAGAUGCAUGUAUUCCGGCCCCGAACGGAUCUAUUUCGCUGUCUAUUAGCACUUAUUCCAGUUCUCUGUGCUUUGAUGAUCGCAAUCUCACGCUUAGACGAUUAUCGCCAUGACGUCUAUGAUGUUACAGUCGGCUCGAUUCUGGGGUCGCUGGUAGCUUUUUUCUGCUACCGACGUUACUACCCACCUCUACGCUCUUUCCGAUGCGAUAUUCCUUACGGAAAGGAUGAUAUAGGUCUUGAGGGUUUCUCUAAAGUUCCAGAUGACGAGGAGCAACAGUUGCAAGGCCGUCCUGCCUCUCGGCAGUGGUCAGCGCAAGAGUCUUAUCAGCUUGAUGAGACGAUCUCCACGCAUGAGCGACAGGCAAUUUGAAGGUUCUCUUUGUUUCGUCAUGGGGUUGUAUUUCGUCGAUUUUCCUGUCGGUGUUGAGAUGUUUGGAUGACUCUUGUGAUACCCUGUCAUUUUGCAUCAAGCGGGUUUGAUUUAGAGGGCCCGGGUCCUGCAAGGAUUUGUACUCGUAGCUUUGCAAUUAUUAAGAAUUUGGUAACAUAUUCCCUUCAUAGGCAUGUCUAGAAUUUUGUGGGAGCGUACGCGGCAUUGAUGGACUACUGGCCCCGAGAUGGGGU
This is a messenger RNA of Aspergillus ochraceoroseus IBT 24754, 1318 nucleotides long. Its product is annotated as phosphatase PAP2 family protein. The record is from RefSeq and is a predicted model, not a curated record. The transcript is spliced from 4 exons. The coding region runs from base 96 to 1064 and encodes 322 amino acids. Gene Ontology annotation, biological process: phospholipid metabolic process. NCBI's taxonomy places the organism in Eukaryota, Fungi, Ascomycota, Eurotiomycetes, Eurotiales, Aspergillaceae. Gene Ontology annotation, molecular function: phosphatidate phosphatase activity.